GAGAAAGUCCGACAGGAAGAGUUCUUGCAAACCGAAUUGAAGGCAUUCGAAGACCUCCGAGGAACCACACCCCUGAUCGAACACCGUAUUAAACUCAAACCAGGCACCGAACCCCUCAAGCAGCGUUACCGUCCCCAAAAUCCGAAGAUGCAAGAGAUAAUAAACCAGGAAGUUGACCGAAUGUUGGCCGAAGGCAUCAUUGAACCGUCCUCAUCUCCGUGGAGCUCACCGAUAGUAAUUGUCCAGAAAAAGGAUGGAUGCACCGUUAUAGUUUGGGAAGACCGCUACAGUUUCAAUCCACGACGCCGCCCUCACCGUCACCGCCUCCGCCCCCACCGUCACCGUCAACAGCCCUACCGUUACCGUCUCCACCGUCCAGGGAAUCGUCGCCAGGCAUGAGCUUGUGGACGGAUUUUGAGUGCCCCAGGCCAUUAACCACCGAUGCCGGUACGAAUACCGUGAGGCCAGCCACCAGAACCGUUAGCACCAAUGGGAUCCAGGUAUUCCUGGAGCUGAGAACACGAAGUUGCUGGAAGUGUGGUGGUGAAGGCCACACCAGGGAGAGAUGCCAGGGAAGUAGGGUCAAAUUCUGCUCCGGAUGCGGCCUUAUGGGGGUAUUGUCCCGCGACUGCUGCGUCAGGGCACCCAACCGAGUGCUAGAAACACCCCUGAGGCCUGGCCGUGCCUCCGGAGUCUCCAGUGCUACCCCAGUUUCGUCGUCCACUGCCGAGGGCAUUGCACCGACCGCCACACCGUCUGAGACCGACCAAGCAGCCCACCGUUCAUCCACCGACCACCGUUUAUCCACCGACCACCGUUCCUGCCCACCGUUGAGAAACCGGAAAGAAGCCUGGCUGCCGGACCUGCGGCUCAGACCGGCCGCCCCAGCAGCGCCCACACCGUCUCUGAGCCUUAGGAAGAAGGUUAAGGUCGACUGAUCAACACCGUAUAAUGUAUUUUUUUUUCUUUUCUUCCUUCCAUUAA
Coccinella septempunctata (seven-spotted ladybird) is the source of this 984-nucleotide messenger RNA. RefSeq lists its product as uncharacterized. Lineage: Eukaryota; Metazoa; Arthropoda; Insecta; Coleoptera; Coccinellidae. Gene Ontology annotation, molecular function: nucleic acid binding; zinc ion binding. Bases 258 to 938 code for a protein of 226 amino acids. The record is from RefSeq and is a predicted model, not a curated record. The transcript has 2 exons.